AUGUCUUUUGACGAAGAAAUUCGUUUUCAAUAUCUUGGAAGGAAUCCUUCAUUGCACGCACCUGUGUUAUCAUUGAUUGGUUGUUCAGUUAUUUUUAAUAGUAUUAUAUUUUAUAUUCUUCCACCAACUAUUACACCAUUAAAGAAAAGUUACAUUGUAUCUACUAUACAUGCUUUAGCAUCGGUUGUUGCUGCAACUCUAUUUUACUUGUUUUCAACAAUCAAUUUGAAGCAAGUGAAUCGAAUAGUUGGUGGAGGAAUUUUGGCAACACAUGAUGAAAAAAUGGUUUAUAGUUUGUGUUAUUCAUGUGGAUAUUUUAUUUAUGAUAUUAUCAUUAUGCUACUGUUUAAGUCCGUUCGUAAUCGGUCUGCAUUGAUCCAUCAUGUGAUAAUUGCAUCUUCUGUCCUAGCCGGGCUAUAUACUGGUAUCGGACAUUCAUGCCAUUUUUUUUUUAUCAUGGAAGAACUAUCUACGAUUCCACUCAACCUUAAAACUUUAUGGAACUCAACUGUUCGAUUGCAUAAAUUUUUCAAUGUUCUGUUUAUUGUGAGCUUCGUAUUCAGCCGUCUUAUCUAUGGAACGAUUAUUUUUUUGUAUAUAUUUCGAGCUAUACCGAUAUUCAUUCAAAUGGCUUCACGUGUACACGAUUACAUCAGUAUUAUGAUCAUUUUUGUACAAGGUAUAUUGUGUAUCUUGACCAGAUUACUCAACGUUUAUUGGACUAUACUGAUUGUACGUAAAACUUUCUCGAUGAUACGAGUCAAUCAACGAUAUACUCCAAUGCAACAAAAAGAACAAGAUCAAAAAACUCAAUGA
Rotaria socialis is the source of this 816-nucleotide messenger RNA. The record is from the annotation of a GenBank genome assembly. Lineage: Eukaryota; Metazoa; Rotifera; Eurotatoria; Philodinida; Philodinidae.